AUGUCUGAUCCACAAACCAGUGACAAGGCAGUUGACCAGCCUGCGCCGACAUCAGGUGACGCGCCCCAGGAGGAAGCUCCCACAGGGCUUCUCCCCGGUCAGCAUUGGACGCAGACCGAGCCAGAUCAGAACGACGAAGAUGACGAUAAUGACUCAACACUAUCGGACAACGCAAGCUCAACCGCUUCGCUUUCUUCCGAUAUCUUGCGCUACCGAGAAAUCAACGGUAGAAGAUAUCAUAGCGAACAAGGCGAUGCUCAGUACUGGAUUUCAAACGACAACCAAGCCAAUGAAGCACUGGACAUCAAUCACCAUGUUCUGAUUCUCAUGUACAACGAUAAACUCUACAAAGCACCUUUGAAAGAGGAUAUACAGGACGUUGUAGAUAUUGGAACAGGCACAGGAAUCUGGGCAAUGGACUUUGCCGAUGAGUUUCCAAGCGCAAAAGUGGUAGGAAUCGACAUUUCCCCAAUCCAGCCAGGCUGGUUACCACCGAACCUUGAAUUUCAAAUCGAUGACUGUACCCAGGAAUGGACUUUCAAAGAGAAUUCACUUGACUAUGUACACAUGAGAUUCCUGGUCGGCAGCAUUGUUGACUGGCCUGGGCUGUUCAAGCAGGCAUAUAAAUGUCUGAAGCCAGGAGGUUAUAUCGAAAGCCACGAGGCCUCGCCCUGCAUUGGCAGUGACGAUAACUCAGUAUCUGAAGAUAGUGCUAUGGGUCAGUGGGGGAAAAUCUUCAUGGAAGGAGGUCGAAAGCUUCAACGGCCAUUCUCCGUUCUCGAAGACAACGUUCAAGUUGAGAGCAUGAAAGAAGCAGGAUUCGUCAACAUUGAGGAAGAAGAGAUCAAGGUACCUAUCGGCGGAUGGCCUGAAGAUCCCAAGCUCAAAGAGGCCGGUCAGUAUUUCCAGGCUGCAAUCCUACAAGACGUUGAAGGCACUCUCAUGUUUAUCGCAAACCUAUUGGGGUGGAGCAAAGAAGAGAUUCACGUCUUUGCCGCUCGCUACCGCCGUGAAAUCCGGUCGAAAAAGGUCCACGGGUACUUUCGUGGAAAGGUGGUAUGGGCGCAGAAGCCUCUUGACGACUAA
This is a messenger RNA of Fusarium musae, 1086 nucleotides long. RefSeq lists its product as uncharacterized. Lineage: Eukaryota; Fungi; Ascomycota; Sordariomycetes; Hypocreales; Nectriaceae. Bases 1 to 1086 code for a protein of 361 amino acids. The record is from RefSeq and is a predicted model, not a curated record. Gene Ontology annotation, molecular function: methyltransferase activity. The transcript has 9 exons.